AUGCUCUAUCCGUCCGCCCCAGAAGCCGCAACUAAAUUUCUGAACUUCGUCAAUGCGUCGCCUACUCCUUUUCAUGCCAUACAUAAUGCUAUAGUGCGCUUGGAAACAGCGGGGUUUCAUAAGGUCAGAGAAGCGGAUAAUUGGGAGACUGAAAUAAAGCCUGGUGGAAAAUACUAUUUUACGAGAAAUCAAUGCGCACUACUCGCCUUCACUAUCCCACAAAAAUGGCAAGCUGGUGCAGGAGUAUCCAUUGUUGCCACGCAUGUUGACAGCCCCAAUCUUCGUGUGCGCCCCGUCUCAAAACGUACCGCAUCUGGGUACCUUCAAGUCGGCGUUGAGACUUACGGAGGAGGCAUUUGGCACUCUUGGUUUGAUCGUGACCUUUCUUUAGCUGGUCGUGUCGUCGUUGCGGGCAAGAACGCUGGCUACACAACCAAACUCGUCAAAAUCGAGGCCCCUCUUCUCCGCAUUCCCACUCUUGCCAUUCACUUGGACAGAACCGCCAACGACACCUUCAAGUUUAACCAGGAGACCGAAUUUGUACCUGUGCUAGGUCUUUUGUCCUCCCAAUUGAAUGCGCCCAAAGGUCGCAAGAGCAACGAUGCUACAAAAGAAGAUGGAAUGCUGGAGUCAACAUCCAGUAUUCAAGCCAAUCACCACUCUGUGCUUUUGGAUACAAUCGCUGGAGAGCUGCAGAUCCACCCCGCUGACAUACAUGACUUUGAGCUACAACUAUACGAUACUCAGCCUUCCGUUCUCGGAGGCUUGAACAACGAAUUUAUAUUCAGUCCAAGAUUAGACAACCUGGUCUCUUCUUUCUGCGCUGUUGAAGCACUCUCCGGAGUGGUCUCUGGCAACUCCUUCCCUACCUUGGAAGGCAAUGUCAACUGCAUCGCGCUAUUCAAUCAUGAAGAAAUUGGUAGUGUUUCUAGUACUGGCGCUGAAUCCUCACUCAUCCCAUCUCUGCUCGAGCGUCUGUCUCCGUCGCCCUCGCAGUUGGCUCAAUCGAUAGCCAAGUCUUUCCUCAUCUCGGCUGAUAUGGGCCAUGCCAUCAAUCCCAAUUACCCCAACAAACACGAAGAAAAUCACAAACCAUAUAUGAACGGUGGCAUCGUGAUCAAGACAAAUGCAAAGCAACGAUAUGCCAGUGAUGCUAUUGGAGCCUUCAUCAUCAAGAAGCUUGUCGAACAGAAGGGCGGGAGGGUACAAGAGUAUGAAAUCAGGAACGAUAUGGCAUGCGGUUCAACCGUUGGCCCAUUGCUGUCCAAGAUUGGUGUGCGGACAGUUGAUGUGGGCAAUGCUAUGCUGUCUAUGCAUUCAAUCAGGGAAACCGCGGGUUCGCGAGACGUCCAACACGCGAUCGACCUUUUCAGCUCGUUUUUCGAAGGGUUUGCUGCUCUCGACGCCAAAUUGACUGUCGAUUGACUCAGGACCAGAAGUCAACCGAGCCCAUAUAGUGGUGACAAUUUGCAAACGCAACGGUUCAAGUUGACGAAGUUAUAGCUAUUGCAGCCAGACAGUACAAGAGGACAAUAAUACAGUAGCGUUGCAGUAACAUAAGUACUUUUUGUGGCAUGUUCUCCUGAGAAAAUUGCGAGGAAGCUGAGAAAGAGGCUUGAUAACUUU
This is a messenger RNA of Heterobasidion irregulare TC 32-1, 1626 nucleotides long. Its product is annotated as Metallo peptidase M18. The record is from RefSeq and is a predicted model, not a curated record. Gene Ontology annotation, biological process: proteolysis. Gene Ontology annotation, cellular component: fungal-type vacuole. Bases 1 to 1425 code for a protein of 474 amino acids. The transcript is spliced from 8 exons. NCBI's taxonomy places the organism in Eukaryota, Fungi, Basidiomycota, Agaricomycetes, Russulales, Bondarzewiaceae. Gene Ontology annotation, molecular function: zinc ion binding; aminopeptidase activity.